ACGUCUGUUUACUGUCGCCAGGGAUAGUUUCUUCCUUUUACUCACUAUUAAGGACCGUUCAGAGGUGUAGUGCUGGGCUGAUCGGAAGCAGAUGUCCGGUCCCCUUCCGGACGCGCACGCGCCACAACUUCCCGCGGUGGACGUGUGCCGGUUCCUGCCCCAGCUGGCGACGGAACUAGCCACAGCCCAAACCACUCAGAACGAGGAAGUGGAGCAGAAACAGAAUCAGCUCCUUCAGUUACAAGAAGAACUGAAAAAAGGGAGUGAGAGGCUGGAGGACCUUGUUGCACGUGUGUGUGCAGCAAAUAGAGCCAUCACGGUCGCCAGAGACGAUUCCUCCCAGGCCGGUCUCAGGUGCAGGGAGCUGGGAGAGAGUCUAGCGAGGCUGGCAGGGGGAGAGAGAAGAGAUGAGGACCCAACUGGAGGCCGUGGGGAGGGAGGGGGAGAGAGGAGAGAGACAGAGGGAAGAGUAUGUGGCAAAGAUGGCCGCCCUAAGACGUCGAGUCUCUCAGGCUGAGGAGAACACCUCGGCCUAUCAGGAGCUUGCCAGACUCCUGGCAAAGAAGCAAAAAUGGAGCAGAAGAAGAGUGGUGUGUCUGGUGUAUGUAGGGGCUGGCUAUCUUCACGGAGAGGGCCUGGAGAUCCUGAGUGGAGAGAGAAAGAGACGAAUGCAGGAGAGCAUCAUUGCCGUGGAGACAGAGUGUGCCCUUGUGGACGAGGAUGCUUCUGAGAUCAAAGGCAGGCAGAAGAGGGAAGGCGAGCAGGAGGAGCAGAGGUGGAAAAGAGAGGUGGAAGUUGGCAGAAGGCGUCAGCAGGCCCAGGUGACCAGACUUCGCAGACAGCUGCAGGAGGCACAGUCUCGGCGCAGACAGUGGGCCAGGCAGGUGUCCUCACUCCACACCACUAUCUCCAUGCUCAGAGGAAAACUGGAGGACCUAUCAUAGGUCUUGUUCACCUCUCAUUUAUCCACCACCUCACUAUAGUAUGUACACCAUCACAGCAUACUUAUCGAAUUAUAAUUUCACUUGCUUUCAUCACCAAAAUAUAUAUUAUAGUUGAAUAAAACUGGAAAGGCUAAAAUAUGACCAGAGGAAAGGGGAUUAAAGUUACAGAAUAGAAAGGAUGAGAGUUUUCUAUAAUCAAGUGAUGAUGACGACGUGGAUCCCAAAUAGAGCACACUAAGCAGUCAUUCAUCUCGACGGUCCAUCUCUCGGCAGCUGGAGCAGCU
This is a messenger RNA of Geodia barretti, 1228 nucleotides long. The record is from the annotation of a GenBank genome assembly. Lineage: Eukaryota; Metazoa; Porifera; Demospongiae; Tetractinellida; Geodiidae.